Lytechinus variegatus (green sea urchin) is the source of this 2943-nucleotide messenger RNA. RefSeq names its product X-ray repair cross-complementing protein 5-like. The coding region runs from base 116 to 2308 and encodes 730 amino acids. Gene Ontology annotation, molecular function: damaged DNA binding; double-stranded DNA binding; telomeric repeat DNA binding. NCBI's taxonomy places the organism in Eukaryota, Metazoa, Echinodermata, Echinoidea, Temnopleuroida, Toxopneustidae. Gene Ontology annotation, cellular component: Ku70:Ku80 complex; nucleus. The record is from RefSeq and is a predicted model, not a curated record. Gene Ontology annotation, biological process: cellular response to X-ray; telomere maintenance; double-strand break repair via nonhomologous end joining. The transcript has 19 exons.
AUACUUAGCGCAUACCGGUGCGUUAUCUCCUGCAGAGGAAAGGUGAAUUACUUGGAAGUAAAUAUUCGAGCUCUUCUGGCUUGUUUGAUCCACUGAUUUUCCGGAAAAUAGUACCAUGGGAAGCAAAGAAAAGGAAGCGAUUGUGAUUGUUCUAGAUGUUGGUCAUUCUAUGAACCAAGCUCCUCCUGGCAGCUGUACGACCCUUGAGACAGCACGGGAUGUCAUCACCAUGAUACUCCAGAGGAAGGUGUUCUCCGAGUCUAAAGAUGAGGUUGCCCUUAUCCUCUUUGGCACUCCAGGGUCGGCCAACAAGCUGGACUAUGAUAACAUCACAGUGGAAAGACCGUUCAGACUAGCUGAUCUUGAUCUCAUUCAACACAUAAGGUCUAAUAUUCAACCAAGCCAGGAAUCAGGAGACUUUGUUGAUGCUCUAAUUGUGGCCAUGGAUAUAAUCCAUGAUGCUAUUUCAGACAAGUCAUCAAAGUUCACAAAGAAUCGCAUCAUCCUCUUUUCAGACCUUGGAGGAGAGUUUGCUGAUGAUAAGCUACAGAACGUCACCGAUAGCCUCAAAGCCAUGAAGACAGAAGUUAACAUGAUUGGACUUCAGUUUGAUAGCUUGGAUGGGGGUAGCGGCGAUGGUGGUGAUGCCCGGGAUCAACCAUCUACCAGCCGAGGUCUAGGGUCAAGGAAGCAGAAAACCCCACAACAGAGGGCAGGAGAGAGGCUGGUACUAAGCAUUGUAGAAGAAGUGAAUGGAGCCAUCUAUUCAUUUGAUGAGGUGAUACCAGCUGUGACCAUGUUUGAGAAGAGAGCUGUCAGACCUACACCAUGGAAGGUCAAUCUAGAGGUCGGAUCAGAACUCAAAAUUCCAGUCUCUGGUUUUCUCAAGGUAAAGGAGGCAAGCCCCAAAAGCUGGAAGUCCACAUUCCAUAAAGGUGCUAGAGAGUUCACCCCUCAGACCAUCCGCUCCCAGCAUCUUAACGAUGAUGAAGAGACAGAAGUAGAAAAGGAUGACCAAGUUGAAGGUUAUCGCUAUGGCAACGACAUCAUCCCCAUCUCCGAAGAGGAUAAGAAAAACAUGGAUUACAAGAAACCUGGGAAAGUCAUGCAAGUUCUUGGGUUCACAAAAGACAGUAGGAUAAAAAGGCAUCAACAAAUGGGGAACAGCGUGUACAUAUUCUAUGCACAACCUGAUGACCAGGCAGCUUCGAUGUCUUUCUCAGCUCUGGUCAAUGCUCUUUAUGAAACAAAUUCAGUAGCCAUCGUAAGGAGAGCGUACUCGGCCAGUAGCAAUCCAAGGCUAGGAUGUUUGAUACCCCACAUCAAAGCUAAUUAUGAGGCUCUGUUCUACAUUGAACUUCCAUUUGCUGAAGACCUCAGGAUGUAUACCUUCAUGUCCUUGGACAAUAACAAGAAAUGUCAGCCAUCAGAAGAGCAACUAGCAGCGGUUGAUGGUCUCAUUGACAACAUGGAUUUAAUGACAGCAGAAGAGGAUGAAGAUGAAAAGACGGAAGCUUUGAAACCCAAGAACACCUUGAAUCCCUACACUCAAAGAUUAUGUCAGUGCCUUAUGUAUCGAGCAUUGAACCCAGAGGAAGCCUUGCCUGGUAUAGAGCGAGCUAUGGAUGCCUUCCUUCAGCCAUGCAGGGCUGUAGCCGUUCAAUGUGAACCACAGGUUGAAAGGAUGAGGGAGCUCUUCAAGCUGGAGAAAGCUAAAGCCAAGGAAGCAGUCACAGGAGACAGCAUGUGGAAAGCCAGUAAUGAUGGCGACGGAACAGAGGAACCAGCCAAUAAGAAGGCAAGGUUGGAUGAUGCAGUCAAUGGAGAUCUCAGUAUGGCUGGAAUGGCAAGAGGAGUUAUCACGGAGGUCGGUACAGUCGAUCCAGUUGGAGAUUUCAAGACGAUCAUCUCACAGAAGGAUGAGGAUAGAUUCAAGGAAGCUGCUGAACAGAUGGGAAAAAGAAUCCUACUGCUGGUCAAAGAAUCGUUUGGUUCACAACUCUACGGCAAAGCCAUGGACUGUCUCAGGGUUUACAGGGAACAAGCUAUUCAGCUGAGUGAACCAGAAUCAUUUAAUAAUUAUCUCAGGAAAUUGAAAGAUGAACUCAAAGAACUUUUGAAAGUUGAUUUCUGGCAAGAUUUGACCAAAGAUGGACUCACACUGAUUGAUGUUACAGAAGCAAGUGACAGCACUGUAUCGAAAGAGGAAGCUGAGAAGUUUAUUCAGGAGGAGGAAGUCCCAAUGGAAGAAGAGCCAGCUGCAGCCAAUGAGGAAGAAGAUGCCGAUGAUUUGCUUGAUAUGUUGUAACAUCUUGAACUAUGUGAUCAGCUCAGAACCAGGUGACAUUCACUUCCCCUUAAUCUAAAAGGGUCAUAUUUUCAACAGGUAGAUAUGUGAAAAAAAAGACAUUGAUCUUUAAACAUGAAAUUAUUUUCUUAGUCGGAUGUGCAUCAGCUUUCAUGGGGAAAUUGACUAUUAUUUGCUGCUCCCAUACGUUGUGAAAGCAUUGGAAAUACCUGUAACAGAGACAUCUUUCGAAGGAAGCAAACUUAGUGUACCAGCAAAAAGUCAUUCUACAAACCUCAGGUCAGGGAAGGUGAGAUAAUGACCUAAACAACAGGCAGUUUUCAGUUGCAUCACAUUAUGUCUGCUGGUAAAAAAAACUUACUCUGUGUGAUUUAUGUCCGUAUGCUGUCAAAUUCCCAAGAAAAUUGAUGAUUUUCUCCCUUUGAUUGCAAGAUGUAUAAUGCGAUUUUUCAAGUCCUUUGAUCAUAGUAUUCUAUCAAUUUACCUUGUGCAGAAGCACCAUUAUGUUCAAAAGCUAUUGAACCCCACCACAAAAUUCACUCCUUCAUGCUGUGUGUUGAAUGGAGAUAACAACACUACAAUGUCUGGCGAGCUCAGCGAAACAAACUUUAUUAAAUGUAAUAUUUUAUCACCUU